AUGGCCCCCAUACGCAACCACGCGAAUGGUGUCUCGGACGGAGCAUACACCAGAGGAUUGGUGUUCUCCGACCGCGGGAAGGCCCCCUCAAUCCGAUACUGGUGUUCAGUAUGCAAUGAGUCUGUCGCCCGCCUGAGCGACUUUCCACGCCACAUGCUCAAACACUCUGAUACAUGCAAAGUGUUCUGCAAGCUGUCCGGCUGUAGGCAAGUCGGCAGAGGCUUCAAGCAGGCACAUAACCUGGUGCAGCACCUGAAGACUGCACAUGGUCGUGAUAACAAGUUUAAGUGCCCACACGUCUGGGUCAACCGCGACGCCACCUACGAGCCCUGCUCCGUUGCCUACGGCGAUGCCGCGAGCCUGCGUCGUCAUCGCAGCGACGUCCAUGGCUUCGAGGACGGAGACGACGAGGCAGAUGCGCAGAAACCGACGUAUGAAGGGUCAGAACUCGCGAAGUCGAAGCACAAUCAACGCAAGAGCAGUGGGAAGAGGGCCGUAGUCGAGGGCACUAUCAUCGUCCUCCCUCCUGCCGACCCUGCCGACCGCCACGCCGACUGCAAGUACAUCGCAUGGGCUUCGGCGUCCGGCCACAUUGACAAUGCCCCAUCACCUAUGCCAUGUAUUGCCCAACUGGCGAAGAAGACGUCCAGCAAAGGCAAGCCACGACAGACGGCUCGGACGAGCGCUCCGUGCCCCCUUGCGGACCCCGAUUAUUCUGUCUCUGUGCAUCCCACCGCUGCAGGUUCGGGCGUCGGCAGUGUAACUUAUGGGCAACUCACAGGGCAGGCAUUCGUCCCGCAUUGCUCGAAGGAUCAAGACUGUGCACCUUCCUACGGCUCCUCCCCGAACGCUCCGCCCGCCGUCCAUGACGUCCACCACAGCCCGGAGCUGGUCAAGCCUGCCGCCAUAAGCUGGUCGUUCGCGCACCAGCCUCCGCACCUUGACUACCCCCCCACUGAUGGGUACAUACCGCCUCUCGACCUCAGCGGGGCGAUCAUUGAUCCGAGCGCGUUCGAAUUCCCCCCUCUGCCCCCACAGAACGUCCUUGAGCAGAUGCAGUGGGCAAAUCCAGCCUUGGCGCUGUUCCCCGAAUUGUUCGGUUCGCCUUCGGGGAGCUCAUCGGCAUCGUCAAUGUCGUCGCGCGCCUCGACGGCUUCUCCGGACUAUGGGAUGCCCGCGGGUCCACCGUAUUGGAUGCCAGAGUCCGGCGCAGGAAUGUCGACUGAAGGUUUUCGUUGGUGAUCUCCCGCGCCCGAGGCAAACGCAACGCUACGGCAUGUGGCCUGGGUCACCGUCUUCUCGACCUCUUUCUCUUGUCUGUCUCCUUUCCCUCGUACCUUUCAGCGUCUCCUUUCACGUCUCAGUCUCCUAUACAUCUCACAUCUCAC
Molecule: messenger RNA, 1388 nt
Organism: Dichomitus squalens LYAD-421 SS1
Lineage: Eukaryota; Fungi; Basidiomycota; Agaricomycetes; Polyporales; Polyporaceae
Exons: 4
Coding region: 1-1242 (413 amino acids)
Source: RefSeq, a predicted model, not a curated record